Molecule: messenger RNA, 1366 nt
Organism: Gadus chalcogrammus (walleye pollock)
Lineage: Eukaryota; Metazoa; Chordata; Actinopteri; Gadiformes; Gadidae
Gene: tlcd3bb
Product: TLC domain containing 3Bb
Exons: 7
Coding region: 501-1364 (287 amino acids)
Biological process (GO): lipid homeostasis; ceramide biosynthetic process
Cellular component (GO): membrane; endoplasmic reticulum
Molecular function (GO): sphingosine N-acyltransferase activity
Source: RefSeq, a predicted model, not a curated record
UUCACGCGUGGUAACGCGUAUCGUACCGCGUCCUGCCGCUAGACGCCGCAGGGAAAGGCAGACGUGAGGACCCAUGAGCCCGGUGACCUCCUAUCGAACCACUGCUAGCUACCACGUCGACAUCUGGAUGGAUGCACAUUUCCGUCGUUCCUUCAAUUGCCAGUCGGGAUCUGAUCGGUGUCACUCUCGGUAGUCGUUGUCGGGAGACAGCGUUAUUGCUAGCUAGCGCAUCGGGAGGCUAGUUGGUAGCUAGUAGCUUCAAUGUUAGCAGUUAUAUCAGGCUAGCGUUAGCCCGUUAGCAGCCGCUUUUUCCGACCGUGUUGGCCUCAUAAACAUGCGGAUCAUCGAGGCGCAGAGCCCCGGCACAUCUUUACCUUCAACCGCCACCUGCAGGACACACGUUUGGACCGGACGUUGGCUGGACUCUGCAUAGUUUCCAUAGGGAAAGCGCCACAGAUCGCCUGCUGAAGAUACGCCGCUGUGUGGGACCUCGGGGCAACAUGUUGAGCAUCUUGGCCGCUGGCUCAGUAUUCUUCCCCGGUCUCUUCCUGCUGUCUAAACAAUGCCUCAAAUACAUCCCUGGCCUUCGCUGGAGCGAAGGGGACGCCGUGAUCGUCUCUGCCAGGCUGGUGUCCUCUGUGCAGGCCCUCAUGGCCUCCUCCGCCGGAUACAUCAUCGCUUCCUCCUGCGACGACAUCAUCGAGGACGGGCACUGGUUGACCUGCAGCUACAUCCUGUUCGCCGUGCCCUACUUUGUGUACGACAUCUACGCCAUGUUCAUGUGCUACUGGUACAAGCUGAGGGUGAAGGGUCACGAGGAGGCAGCGGCCGCGCCCAAACACGUGGGCUCCGCACUCCUCAGCUACCUCCGCCGGGAGUUCCUCAUGGUCCUGCAUCACGUCGUCAUGGUCACUGUCUGCUUCCCUGUCUCCGUGUUCUUGCGGCGCGGCAAGGGAGAUUACUUCCAGGGCGUGAUGUUUAUGGCUGAGCUCAGCACACCCUCCGUCUGUCUGGGGAAGAUCCUUAUCCAGUACAAACAGCAACACACUCUGCUGCACAAAGUGAAUGGGGCUCUAAUGCUGGUCACUUUUUUCGUCUUUCGAGUGCUUCUCUUCCCAUAUAUCUACUACGCCUAUGGCAGGUACGCCUCCAUCCCCUUCCACCUGGUCCCGCUGAGGGUGUCCUGGCAGUGUAACCUAGGCGCCGCCCUGCUCAUGGCGCCCCAGCUCUACUGGUUCAGCCUCAUCUGCCGGGGGGCCUUCCGCCUCUUCACCCGCUCCUCCCGCCGGCCGCCCGCCCCGUCCCCGUGCCCCGCCAACGGGUACAGCGUGCGCCCCGCGGAGCCGGAGUCCAGCGCCCACUGAGG